Cicer arietinum (chickpea) is the source of this 564-nucleotide messenger RNA. RefSeq lists its product as uncharacterized. Gene Ontology annotation, molecular function: DNA binding; protein dimerization activity. Lineage: Eukaryota; Viridiplantae; Streptophyta; Magnoliopsida; Fabales; Fabaceae. The record is from RefSeq and is a predicted model, not a curated record.
AUGGGUCAUGCAAAAACAAAUAUGAAACGCAUUCAAAAUGAGAAAGCUCGAAAAACAACUUUCGUUCACAGAAAGAAAGGAUUAUCAAAGAAAGUUUUAGAAUUUUCAAGCAUAUUUGGAGCUGAACAUCAAAAGAUUAAGACUACUAUUGAGGAAUUUGGCGUCAAAGACUACUAUGCUAAUAAAAAGAAUUUAGUUGAAGCUCAGAUUUCCAGAGUGCGUAAGGAGAUCCUCAAGAAAAAGUAUCCAACUUCGAGCCCAAUUUUUCAUAACAGUGAAGAGAAGCAACUCAAAGCUUUUAGUGCUUUUAUAGAUUCCAAGAUUGAAACAAACCAACUUAGUAAACUUGUUGACUGGGAUGAUAUGAAGGUUGAAUCUGAGGAAUUUACUAGCUUCAUACAAAACACUAUGCAAAACAUUACUUAUGACAAUGUUCUAUCCUCACAUUUAGGCCAACUUGAUGUGAAUCAUAACAUUUCUCAAAUGCAAAAUAUCACUGGUUGUAUGCUGCCACUUUAUGAUGACAUUUGUGAUUUCGUGGAUUGUACUGAUCUUAUUGAUUGA